This is a messenger RNA of Pogonomyrmex barbatus (red harvester ant), 2287 nucleotides long. Its product is annotated as trehalose transporter 1-like protein. NCBI's taxonomy places the organism in Eukaryota, Metazoa, Arthropoda, Insecta, Hymenoptera, Formicidae. Gene Ontology annotation, biological process: transmembrane transport. Gene Ontology annotation, molecular function: transmembrane transporter activity. Gene Ontology annotation, cellular component: membrane. The record is from RefSeq and is a predicted model, not a curated record.
UAUACAUUAAUAAUUUGUAGAAAGAUGCAUUAUACUGCACUUCUUUAUAAAUACCAGCAAAAUACAUGACGAUGUAGAAUUUUCCUUUUUCAAAGAAAAUAAUCAUAAAAUUCAUAUUUUUCUAUGAAAACAAGAAAGAUUCCAACAAGAAUGAAAACAAGAAUAAUUUCCUAAGUUAAUAACAGAGAUAAUUAUAGUUUUUUACUAAUAACGAACCAUUUGAUGUUUAUUUAAUAUAUCCGUAAUAUAUUUGAUAAUUACGGAUAGAGUUUCCGGAAGUCAUCAAUGUUGUUUAUGUUGUAUGGUUUCGCAGAUUAUCUCUAUUUUCAGUGUAAAUCUGUUGUUUCAGUUGUCACGCAUAAAGGCUAUUCGGUUUCGUGGUUAACAACAGCCACUAAUGAAGGAAUAAAAUAUAAUUAAUCGUAAUCCGAAGUUCGUGCCAAAUAACUUUACACAUGUGAUCAUCAGAUAUCGCGUAUCUCAUGUAGAUAGUAACUUAUAAAGACAUUAUUUUUUCUUAAUCUAGGAUAUUUAUCUUAUCUACGUUGCCAAUUAAUGCGAUAUUUUCACUAGUAAUACUCUAGUUUAAUCAAUUUAAUGGUCAACGCGGUGCAUUUCUGCAAUUUAUAUUUAGAGAAAUUUAUUAGGAAAACGAGGAAAAAUUGUACUGUAGCGUAUAUUGCAAAUAGUCAUAUCAGUUUUUCUUAACAUCUUUAGAAUUUUUUUUCACGAUUUUCACGAUUCCUGUAAGCUCUACAAUGACGAUUUAUGAAAAUAAUUCAGAUACCAAAGUGAAGUUGCAUCUCAGGCAACUAUUGACAGGUCUGGGAUCACUGUUGGGAGCCGUCGCGUCCGGUAUGUCAAAUGGUUACAGUGCGAUUCUUCUUCCACAACUGAAGACAAUUUCAUCCAACGAAUCUUCAUACGAAUCUACGGAUGCGGAUCACUUUGGAGAGCUCAAUAUUGAUCAAGAAUCAUGGAUCGCAGCAGCUGUAGUUCUGCCAUUAACCCCGGGAUGUUGGACCGGUGGAUUCAUGGCUGAAAAAUUCGGCAGGAAGAUGUCAGUGAUGCUGGUGUGUCCUGUUUAUUUUGUCGGAUGGCUGAUUAUCGGCCUCGCUAACGGUGUGACUAGUUUGAUAAUAGGUAGACUUCUCUCUGGGUAUUGCAUGGGAGUCUUGGCAUCGAUAUUUCCGAUUUAUGUGAGUGAAACAAGCGAUCCACUGUUACGUGGCAUUCUGCUGGGGGCGGUCAGUUUGACCCUCGCCAUUGGUACAUUGGCAUGUCACGCGAUGGGAACUUGGUUGCAUUGGCGUACCACAGCAUAUAUCUGCAGCGUGUUGCCCAUAAUUUGUUCGAUUGUUAACAUCUACGGAAAAGAGAGUCCAUUAUGGCUACUUGGUAAAGGCAAGAUGGAGGAGGCAAAGCGUUGCUGGAUAUUCCUUUAUGGCAUAGAAUCACUCGAGGAGUUCUCCCUGUUGGAAACCACCAGACUUACGGAAAUAUCGAGAAAGAAAACCAAGAAACGAUCGUUACUGCGUUCGCUCAGGAAAGCUUGGUCCUCACGGUACUUCCUGAGGCCUUUUGGCAUCGUUUGUCUAUACUUCUUUACCACGCAGUUCGCGGGCAGUAACGUAACGACUUUCUACUGCGUUGAGAUGUUGGCGGAUGUUUCGGAUCCGGCAUACGCGUAUCUGAUAACGUUGACCAUCGACGCGAUACGUUUGAUAUUCUCCGUUCUGGUGUGCGUUCUUCUGAAAAUAUGCCGCAGGCGCACUAUGACGUUCAUAUCCGGCUUCGGUGUAGCUAUCACCAUGUUAUCUUUGAGCGUGUGUUUGACAUUUGAUAUUGGAAGACCUUGGAGUCCCAUGAUUUUACUCGUCAUUUAUGUCGCACUGCUGCCAUUGGGACUGAUUCCCUUACCCUGGAUGCUUUGCGGUGAACUGUUCCCGAGGAAGUACCGUGGGCUCGGUUCCGGCUUAACGUCCGGCUUCGGCUUUAUCUGCUUCUUCGCGGUGAUUAAGACAAUGCCGCCUAUGAUGGAAUAUAUAAAGGCCGAAGGUACAUUCGCCGUUUACGGCUUUGUGGCAUUAAUCGGAACUAGUAUUUUAUAUUUUGUUCUUCCGGAAACCAAGAAUAAAACUUUGCAGGAGAUUCAGAUGUUUUUCGACAAAAAAUCUCACGCAUCAAGAGCGCAAAAUGUGGAUAUUCCAUUAAAUGAGUACACCUCUUCUGAUAAAAAUGAAGAGUUGAAUAAAAAAAUAUCGCAUGAUAAUGAAUGAUAAUUGUU